UCCGUCCUCUUCUACUCCUCUCCCUACCGGCGCCUCUUGGAUAAAAGGGCCAGGCCAUGGCGCCGUGCCUUCUCAUCACUCCAUCAGCCCACAGGCCACAGCUCCAAGUGGCUUGCGCGAGCGUGUGCAACAGCCGCUGCUAUGGGGCAGAGAGAGGCGGCGACGGUGUCGGUUGCUCUGGUGGUGCUGGCUGCGGUGGCGACGGCCAUGCUGCCGGCGGCCAGCGCGUCGCCGGAAGAAGGGUUCCAGCCGCUGUCCAAGAUCGCUGUCCACAAGGCCACCGUCGAACUGCAUCAUUCGGCGUACGUGAAGGCGACGCCGUCGUUGCUCGGCAAGCAGGGAGAAGACACCCAAUGGGUGACUGUGAAGUACGGCCGGGCAAACCAAUCCGCCGACGACUGGAUUGCCGUUUUCUCUCCAGCUGAUUUCAUCUCGGGUACGUGCCCUAACCCUUCGAGGCACCCUGGAGAACCGCUGCUCUGCACGGCACCUAUCAAGUAUCAGUACGCCAACUACUCGGCGAACUACAUCUACUGGGGCAAGGGCAGCAUCAGGUUCCAGCUCAUCAACCAGCGGUCCGACUUCUCCUUCGCCCUCUUCACCGGCGGCCUCGAGCAUCCCAAGCUGAUCGCGGUGUCGGAGCCGAUCGCGUUCAAGAACCCCAAGGCGCCCGUGUUCCCGCGCCUCGCGCAGGGCAAGUCCCACGACGAGAUGACGGUGACAUGGACGAGCGGCUACGACAUCAGCGAGGCGUACCCGUUCGUGGAGUGGGGCCUGGUAGGCGGCGGCGGCGCCCGGCCGACGCGCACGCCCGCCGGGACGCUCACGUUCAGCCGCGGCAGCAUGUGCGGUGAGCCGGCGCGCACGAUCGGGUGGAGAGACCCCGGUUUCAUCCACACGGCGUUCCUGCGGGACCUGUGGCCCAACAAAGAGUACUACUACAAGGUUGGACACGAGCUCGAGGACGGGUCCGUCGUAUGGGGCAAGCACUACGCUUUCCGUGCUCCGCCGUUCCCGGGGCAGAACUCGCUGCAGCGCAUCAUUGUCUUCGGCGACAUGGGGAAGGCUGAGAGGGACGGAUCGAACGAGUUCGCGAACUACCAGCCGGGGUCGCUGAACACGACCGAUAGGUUGGUUGAGGAUCUGGACAACUACGACAUCGUGUUCCACAUCGGCGACCUGCCCUACGCCAACGGCUACAUUUCCCAGUGGGAUCAGUUCACGGCACAGGUCGGGGCCAUCACCGCGAAGAAGCCCUACAUGAUCGCCAGCGGCAACCACGAGAGAGACUGGCCGAACACCGGGGGAUUCUUCGACGUCAAGGACUCCGGCGGCGAGUGCGGCGUGCUGGCGGAGACCAUGUACUACUACCCGGCCGAGAACCGAGCGAACUUCUGGUACAAGGUGGACUACGGGAUGUUCCGGUUCUGCAUCGCGGACUCUGAGCACGACUGGCGGGAAGGCACGGAGCAGUACCAGUUCAUCGAGCAGUGCCUGUCGACAGUGGACCGGAAGCACCAGCCGUGGCUCAUCUUCGCGGCGCACCGCGUGCUGGGCUACUCCUCCAACUCCUGGUACGCCAUGGAGGGCUCCUUCGAGGAGCCCGAGGGCCGCGAGAGCCUGCAGAAGCUGUGGCAGAAGUACCGCGUCGACAUCGCCUUCUUCGGCCACGUCCACAACUACGAGAGGACCUGCCCCGUCUACCAGGGCCAGUGCAUGACCAAGGAGAAGAGCCACUAUUCCGGGACGAUGAACGGCACCAUCUUUGUGGUUGCCGGCGGAGCAGGCAGCCACCUAUCGGACUACACCACGGCGAUCCCCAAGUGGAGCAUCUUCCGCGACCGCGACUUUGGGUUCGUGAAGCUCACGUCGUUCAACCACUCGUCGCUGCUGUUCGAGUACAAGAAGAGCAGCGACGGCGAGGUGUACGACUCCUUCACCAUCGACAGGGACUACCGCGACGUGCUCAGCUGCGUGCACGACAGCUGCUUCCCCACCACGCUGGCCACCUAAGUCAGUGCUAGCCAGGAGCAGGGUGGCGAUGGCUUGAUCUAGCAGCUGAGCCAGAUGAACUUGUGUUUGGUGCGGUCACGAGUGAUCAAUCUGUUGUGUCCUUGUUCGCCCUGGUCGCGGCUCUUGCGAUCAUGAACUCUGUUUCUCCAUCUUCCAUUUUUCGCGCAAUAAAAACUGCUCAGCGAGUGGUCAAGUAAUCUUCA
Messenger RNA from Phragmites australis (common reed), 2216 nucleotides. RefSeq names its product nucleotide pyrophosphatase/phosphodiesterase-like. The coding region runs from base 142 to 2013 and encodes 623 amino acids. NCBI's taxonomy places the organism in Eukaryota, Viridiplantae, Streptophyta, Magnoliopsida, Poales, Poaceae. Gene Ontology annotation, molecular function: acid phosphatase activity; metal ion binding. The transcript has 11 exons. The record is from RefSeq and is a predicted model, not a curated record.